AUGCUUGCUAGACUGAAGGACGAGCCCCUUUACCAGGACCUCAAUUGGCGCCUGGUAGCUAUUGGCUUGAUCUCAAGCUUGGGCGCCCUUGGAUUUGGCUUCGAUAAUGGCUGGUGGGGCGGUGCGCUCGGAUUGUCCGAAUUUAAGAAGAAGUACGGCGAGUACGAUGCGGAUCUUGACGCCUACGCCCUCCCUUCGCAAAAGACUUCUGUCGGAACAGGCACCGGCUCGGCUGGUAUCAUCAUUGGUUGCAUUCUCGCACCUUUCGUCACUUCCAAGCUCGGCAGAAAGAAGUCAUUCCUAGUCAUUUCCGGUCUAAUGCUCGUUGGUGUGGCACUCGAAGCAUCGGCAGUCACAUCAUUUUGGCAGUUGGUUGUUGGCAGAAUUAUUGUCUACUCAGGUAUCGGUCUAGCAUCGAACUGCGUGCCAAUAGUCGUCAUUCUCGUCCAGUUAAUUGUUCCUGUCGGCUAUAUCUCGAUGUACGUCUUCAUCCCCGAGUCGCCGCGUUGGCUUGUAUAUCGCGGCCGUUACGAGGAGGCGGAGGUAGUCAUGAAGUCUCUUUCAAAUCACCCAGAAGCAAUUCCCCACGAAGUUCAGCUUCUCAAGGCGCAAGUCGAGGAGCAGCGUGAAUUGCACAAGGCUACAUCUAUCCUGGACUGUUUCAAAGGUUCCAACCUGCGACGCACAGCAAUUGCCAUGGGUGUACAAAUCCUGCAACAGGCACAGGGUGUAUCUUUCAUUCAGAACUUCAUCGUUACAUUCAUGCAGCAGCUCGGUUUCCCUGAUCCCCUCCGAACCAAUAUGAUGGUUACAGGUUGCGGUUUUGCAGUUCAUAUCAUCACAUUCCUUACCUUUGAUCGAAUCGGCCGUAGGAGAUCGCUGACUUGGGGCGCCGUUGGCCUUGCUUGUUGUAUGCUUGGAACUGGAGCUGCGACGGCCACCGGCAGUGCUGGUAAUUAUUCGUCUUCUGUCUCCAAUGCAUCAGCCGCUCUGCUCAUUUUGUGGUAUUGCGUCUUCGGCUUUACCUGGGGUCCGGGCUGCUGGGUAGUUGCGGCUGAAACUGGUACUGGCCAGCUUCGUGAGCGGACGUUGUUCCUUUCGUCAAUGGCGAGCUUUGUCACGUCAGUACCAAUCAAUUUUGUCAAUCCUUACGUGCAGAAGAGGCUCGGUGGAGGCGUUACAUUCAUCUAUGGUGGCUUCUCCGUUUUAGCGAUCCUGUGGGUGUUUCUCAUGGUUCCAGAAACAAAGAAUCGCUCACUGGAGGAGCUGGAUGAGAUGUUCCAGAAUAACGUCAAGACAAGGCAUUUCAAGAGAUAUGUAUGUACUGGACUGGGAGCACAAAUCACACAGUUGGAAGAGAAGGGUGGUAAGGUGUUGGAGGAUGCUUGGGCAGAGGAACAUAAGGAACACCCAACCGAAGGUGAUGAGGCCCAGGUUGCCAAGUAG
This is a messenger RNA of Phaeoacremonium minimum UCRPA7, 1446 nucleotides long. RefSeq names its product putative high-affinity glucose transporter protein. Gene Ontology annotation, biological process: transmembrane transport; carbohydrate transport. Lineage: Eukaryota; Fungi; Ascomycota; Sordariomycetes; Togniniales; Togniniaceae. Gene Ontology annotation, cellular component: membrane. The coding region runs from base 1 to 1446 and encodes 481 amino acids. The transcript is spliced from 2 exons. Gene Ontology annotation, molecular function: carbohydrate:proton symporter activity. The record is from RefSeq and is a predicted model, not a curated record.